CACCAGUUGAGCUCGAGGCCUCGAACUGGUUGGACGCCUGCUGAGCUGAAGACGUCGCCAGCCGACUACCCCAGGCAGCAGCGCCCCCUGACAGCCCCGCAGCCCAGUGAACGGGAUCUGUUACGCCGGCCCCGCAGACCGGAGCCCCGCCUGGCAGCCAGAGCAGAGUUAGCUGCGCCCGCCACGAGGCGCAGCACCUGCGUCCGGCAGCCUCAGCGGUCUUCCCUGUGGGCGCUAGCGCUCCCCACCAGACUUGACCACACACAAGCGCACACGCGUCGCGUGUCGCGUUUUAAUUCACCGACGAAGAGAGAACCCGGAGAAGGAGAAGCAACUACAUCAUGCUCUGUAACACAAUGAACCGAAGGAAGGCUAAACUUAGCCGUCCAAUGAAGAUCAGCCAGAUGAGGGAGGAGCCGCCCAGCGAUGAGGAGGACCAACACAGCAGGGGAGAGCGGCCGCCGCCGCCGCCCACACACGCCAAGUAUCGCGUCAACCCGGCAGACGCGCCCAUUACGCCGCCGAUGACGCCCCCACGCCACGGAGCCGCUCCCUGCAAGACAGCCGCAGCGGCCGCCUCUGCCUCUGCCCCGCCGCCCCCGCCGCCUCCCACGCCACAGCAGCAGCAGGAGCGAGGCACGCACUACUCGAUUGCCGUGACGCUGCCGCCGCCGCCGCCCCCGCCGCCGCCGCCGCCGCCCACGCGCGUACUGUGCACAUGUUGCUGA
Schistocerca cancellata (South American locust) is the source of this 728-nucleotide messenger RNA. RefSeq names its product nematocyst expressed protein 4-like. The record is from RefSeq and is a predicted model, not a curated record. The transcript has 6 exons. The coding region runs from base 342 to 728 and encodes 128 amino acids. NCBI's taxonomy places the organism in Eukaryota, Metazoa, Arthropoda, Insecta, Orthoptera, Acrididae.